Molecule: messenger RNA, 1467 nt
Organism: Tuber aestivum (summer truffle)
Lineage: Eukaryota; Fungi; Ascomycota; Pezizomycetes; Pezizales; Tuberaceae
Source: the annotation of a GenBank genome assembly
GUUAAACAAAUGAAAAAAACAAUAGCAAUAAUAGGAUCAGGCUUCUCUGCGUUAGCCGCUUCAUGUUACUUGGCACAACAAGGAAACAAAGUGACUCUUUAUGAAAAAAACGAAUCUAUUGGCGGCAGGGCAAGACAGUUCAAAAAAGAGGGUUUCACGUUUGAUAUGGGACCAAGCUGGUACUGGAUGCCAGAUGUAUUUGAACGUUUCUUUCAGGAUUUCAAUAAAAAACUACCGAUUAUUACGAGCUUAUAAACUAAAUCCUGCUUACAGGGUUUAUUUUGGAGUAGAUGAUUUCAUCAGUAUAUAUGACAAUCUCGAAGAAAUAAAAACCACUUUUGAAAGUAUCGAAAAAGGAAGUGGCCAUGAACUCGAAACUUUCAUCAAGCAGGCUAAAAGCAAUUAUGAUAUUGCGAUUAAAGAUUUGGUGUAUCGUCCCGGAGUUUCUCCUCUGGAAUUAAUUACCGUUGAAACCACUAAAAAACUCAAUCAGUUUUUUAGCACCGUAAGUACUGAUAUUCGCAAGAAAUUCAAAAACGAACGACUAAUUCAGAUUUUGGAAUUUCCCGUUUUAUUUCUGGGCGCAAAACCUACCAAAACACCAUCUUUCUAUAAUUUUAUGAAUUAUGCCGAUUUUGGCUUAGGAACCUGGCACCCCAAAACCGGAAUGUUCGAUGUUGUUCGCAGCAUCGAAAAACUGGCUCUCGAACUUGGUGUUACGAUUGAAACCAAUGCUGCUAUCGAAAAAAUAGUAGUCGAGAAUAAAACCGCAACAGCAAUCGUCAUCAACGGAAAAACGAUACAAGCCGAUGUCAUUUUAAGCGGAGCCGAUUAUCAUCAUACCGAAACUUUACUGGAUAUCGAGCACCGCGCCUAUUCAGAGAAAUAUUGGGAAAGCCGCGUUUUCGCGCCAUCGUCGCUUUUGUUUUUUGUGGGUUUUGAUAAAAAAAUUGAAAACAUUUCGCAUCACGCUUUAUUUUUUGAUGUCGAUUUCAACCAACAUGCAGCAGAUAUUUACGAUGAACCAAAAUGGCCCGAUGCCCCUUUGUUCUAUGCCAAUUUUCCAUCAAAAACAGAUCAAAGCGCAGCACCGCAAGGCAAGGAAAGCGGAUUUUUUCUUAUCCGUUAGCGCCGGGAAUUAAUGACAGUGAAGCACUUAGAGAAGAAUAUUUCAAAAAAAUCAUCACUCGUUUUGAGCAGCUUACCCAACAAGAAAUUAAAAAUAACAUUAUCUUUAAAAGAUCAUUUUGCAAGAAUGACUUCGUAACCGAUUAUAACGCUUACAAAGGAAACGCUUACGGAAUGGCGAAUACCUUAUUGCAAACGGCUUUUUUACGACCAAAACUAAAAAGUAAAAAAGUUCGUAAUUUAUAUUUCACAGGACAAUUAACCGUUCCCGGACCAGGUGUUCCGCCUGCUUUAAUUUCAGGAAAACUAGUAGCCGAGUUAAUUCAAAAAUCUUUUAGA